Exaiptasia diaphana is the source of this 806-nucleotide messenger RNA. RefSeq lists its product as uncharacterized. NCBI's taxonomy places the organism in Eukaryota, Metazoa, Cnidaria, Anthozoa, Actiniaria, Aiptasiidae. The annotation marks the transcript as partial. The transcript has 2 exons. The record is from RefSeq and is a predicted model, not a curated record.
CACGAAGAAAUGGAGAGACUGUCCUACUUAUGGAAACAAGAUAUACAUUGAUAUGUAAAACUAUUAGAUAUUUCUAGCGCAAUACAGUAUUUGUCAUCCUCGAGAAACUAGCAGUAAUCUGUUGUUGAUCUUUCCUAGCGUCGAAAGAGCUAGGGUUUCCUAGAAUGAAUGUUGUUUUUUGCAUUUAACAAUCGAAGGUUGACAUAUCACAUUUCAUCAAAUGCGCUAUUACUCCUCGGUCGUGAUUAUAUAAACCGUUCGAUGUUAAAAUUAGACAUUUUCUAUUCAUUUAAGGUACUAAACUAAUCAUAGUAGUGACUGGUGACACAUCAUACAAACAAGACGAUCUGAGCUCAAGAGAUGUCGAAAGUGAAGCCCAAAAUAUAAAUGGUGGAAUCUUGAAGCAUGAUAAGUUGAAAAUCAUGUCUUGGGACGCCUCUCCAGAUCGCACUCAUCAUGAUGUCAUUGCAAGUUUAUUACGCGAGUACAAACCAAAAGAGCUACAACGGAAAACAAAUGAAUUGGUCUCCUCCGAAUACGACGUCAAAAAAGGGUUUUUAAGAUGUAGGGCUGUUAUUCAAGAUGGGCUUGUACUUGCCAUCCUUAAAAGUGACCCCUGUGAUUGGAGCCCGAGUAAAGGGUUGCUCAAUGAUCUGAAGGCAAAACACCGAGAAAGGACGAAGGUUGAGUUGUGGGAGAAUGAUAGCGGUGCCGUUACAGUUAUCGGAUGCAUCAGCACAGCAGAACCCAUGCUUCGAAAGAUAGCGGAGAUCAGCCCGGCUACAAAACAGAGACACUCUGCACAA